AUGCAAAAGCUGGAACUGAAGGAGCAGAAGCUGGACACGGAGAAACAGGAUAUCACGCAGAAAGCAUGGCUCGCAAGGUACACCAAGCCGCAGCCCAGAUCUGUGAACGAGCCAGUGCUGAAGAUUGGAUUGCAGCUUUUCGCGGAGCUGGCUAAGCACGAUUGGCGAAUUUACAUGGGAAGCCAACCUCGACGGGAGUCGAUUAUGGCUUGCGCUAACCUCCGCGCGGCGCCGAUCAACACCGGGUUCGACGCAAAAUCUGCUGAGGUACAGGCCUCUUCAAAGAUCCUAUCGACGUAUGCUCAGGCGACGACAUGCGACCUCUUCGAUACGACUAAGCGAUUCGAUACGAUAUAA
Molecule: messenger RNA, 357 nt
Organism: Zymoseptoria tritici IPO323
Lineage: Eukaryota; Fungi; Ascomycota; Dothideomycetes; Mycosphaerellales; Mycosphaerellaceae
Exons: 5
Coding region: 1-357 (118 amino acids)
Source: RefSeq, a predicted model, not a curated record